UUAAAGGGCCCACGGCGCGGCUGGGCGCUGUCGCUGUGCACCAUGGCUUACCAGGGCUUCGCGCAGGAGUACCUGGGCAUGCCGGCCGUGACGCGGGCCUACACCACCGCCUGCGUGCUCACCACAGCCGCCGUGCAGCUGGAGUUCAUCACCCCCUUCCAGCUGUACUUCAAUCCCGACCUUAUCUUCAGGAAGUUCCAGAUAUGGAGGCUGAUCACCAACUUCCUCUUUUUUGGGCCCCUGGGAUUCAGUUUCUUUUUCAACAUGAUAUUUCUGUACAGGUACUGCCGCAUGCUAGAAGAAGGCUCCUUCCGUGGAAGGACGGCUGACUUUGUCUUCAUGUUCCUCUUUGGAGGGUUUCUCAUGACACUAUUUGGACUCUUUGCCAGCCUGUUUUUUCUGGGUCAGGCCUUCACCAUCAUGCUGGUGUAUGUGUGGAGUCGCAGGAACCCUUAUAUCCGCAUGAACUUCUUUGGGCUUCUUAACUUCCAGGCCCCUUUCUUGCCCUGGGUCCUGAUGGGAUUCUCUCUGCUCCUGGGCAACUCCAUCAUCAUCGAUUUGCUGGGAAUUGCAGUGGGACAUAUUUAUUAUUUCUUGGAAGAUGUUUUUCCCAACCAGCCUGGAGGAAAGAAGUUGCUGUUAACCCCUGGCUUCCUGAAGGUGGUAUUUGACACACCUGAAGAGGAUCCCAACUAUAACCCUCUCCCUGAGGAACAUCCAGAAAACCAACCCAGAGACCAAGACCAGAACCAGCGGCAGCAUCCACAGUAACACAGGGGACUUCUCCAUGUGGCCAGAUUCUUCUCUUCCGGCUGGACUUACGCUGUGGCUCAGAGAUCCUACUGGAAUAACACCAGUUGCCAUUUUGAUGUGUAAUGUUUCACUGUUUGUAUGGGUAACCCAUCUUCCCCUUGUACCAAGUGGUUCCACAGAGCUUUGCACUUAAGGACUGCUGAAUGCUUACGGAGGUGUUCUAGGGACUGGAAGUUGUGAUGGCUCCUGUUACCCGGUGGGGAAUAAGUAUCAAAUGGGGUGUUAAACCAGUUACUCCUCUUGCUGUUAAUGACUUGGUGUGUGCCAGGUCACUCUUCCCUCUGUACAAUGACUAAUUGUCCUGGCUCUCACUGUUGUGAGACCUCUGUGGGCUUUCAAUGAAGUAGUACUCCUUACUCUACCAUGGUAGAAUGCAGCUCAACUUCUUCCUUUCCUCUAAGUCUCCCAUUCCUUUUUUGGUUGUUGUUUCCAGAGUCUUUACAUUAAAGUCUUUAUUUUUCAGCUGUGUGUCCAUUUCUGCCAUGGGCAGAGGCAGCAGUUCACCAGUACUCAGCAGGACUUCGCUCAAAACUGUCAGGCUGUCUGCUUGGGCUUUUCUGUUUUGGUGGGCAAAGCAAAGUUCAGGCGAGCUGGAAGCCCUCUUCCCCUCUUCUGUCAGCAGGACUGCAGAGUAUGAGGAGCCAGGGGUGGGUGAAUAGGGGUGUGUAUGUGUGUGUCUAGUUGGAGAAAGGAAAGCCUGGGAAAGGACAGGGGACAAAGCUGGACACUUGAUCCAGGCAGUGACUGGAAGUAGCACUUGAUGCUGGUAAUAAAGGCUGUCUACACAGUGUAA
Tyto alba (common barn owl) is the source of this 1606-nucleotide messenger RNA. It is a transcript of the gene DERL3, whose product is annotated as derlin 3. NCBI's taxonomy places the organism in Eukaryota, Metazoa, Chordata, Aves, Strigiformes, Tytonidae. Gene Ontology annotation, molecular function: misfolded protein binding; ubiquitin-specific protease binding. Gene Ontology annotation, biological process: endoplasmic reticulum unfolded protein response. The record is from RefSeq and is a predicted model, not a curated record. Gene Ontology annotation, cellular component: endoplasmic reticulum membrane; Hrd1p ubiquitin ligase ERAD-L complex. The coding region runs from base 43 to 771 and encodes 242 amino acids. The transcript has 7 exons.